AGCUUCCUUUUAAAUCUUCAAUCUCCAUCCACACACACACGCCAUUAAUGGAUUCCCCAUUCCACCCAUAAACUCCAGCCAUACAAUCACCCCCACCCCACCUUGCCAUUUCCCUUUCUCCGCUUAUGGCGCUUCAAUCGCAGAAAAUGCAGAGAACUCAGAUCACUGAGAUUCAGGUAAGGAUGGACUGUAAUGGGUGUGUCCAGAAAAUCAAGAAGGCCUUGCAUGGGAUUCAUGGUAUCUCUGAUCUCUACAUUGAUUUUCCUGGGCAGAAGAUUACAUUGGUAGGAUGGGCAGACCCUGAGAAAAUAGUGAAGGCAAUUAAGAAAACCAGAAAGAGUGCAGUCAUAUGUUCUCAUACAGAGGCAGAGCCGCCGGAGCCGCCACCUCAGCCGCCGGAGCAAGGCAGUGAGGGUGAAUCUACUAGUCCUCCGGCGGAAGCUCCGCCAGCUGAAGCGGCACAGCCUACAGAGCCGCCGAAGGAGCCACCCAAAGACCCGGGGCCGGAAAAUCAUCAUCCUGCAGAGGAAAAGCCAUGUCCUGAGGCCAAAAUCCAGACAGACCAGCCUGCUAAGCAUAAGGAUGUAGAAGAGGUUCAUGUGGUUUACCACUAUCCACCAGACUAUAACUAUGGCUCAAGCUUUAGCCAUGGCUAUGGUGGACAAUGGGGUUACUAUCACCCGGGUGGUGGUACUGGGUUCAGACCUGACCAGCCUCCACCGCCUCUCGGUUCAAGAUUCAGACAUGAGCCAUUUGCGGCAAACAAUAGUCCAUCUUUCAGAUAUGAGCCGCCUUCGCCUCCACCUCCCGGGGGUUCAAGAUUCCGACAAGAACUGCCUCCACCACCCCACAAUCCAGGAUUCCGACAAGAACCACCUCCACCACCAUACAGUUCGGGGUUCAGACAAGAACCACCGCCACCUCCACCCCCUAGUAGUUCAAGAACCAGACAAGAGCCGCCACCACCUCCACCCCCUAGUAGUUCAAGAUCCCGACAAGAGCCACCACCGCCACCACCAACCUACACUCCCGAACUCAAACAUUCGGGGUUCAGGCAAGAACCGCCUCAACCCCCGAGUGGUUCAAGACUCAGACAAGAACCACCACCACCACCACCAACCUACAAUCCAGAGUUCAAACAUCCGGGGUUCAGGCAAGAACCGCCUCAACCCCCGAGUAGUUCAAGACUCAGACAAGAACCACCACCACCGACCUACAGUCCAGAGUUCAAGCAUUCAGGGUUCAGGCAAGAACCGCCUCAACCCCCGAGUAGUUCAAGGCUCAGACAAGAACCACCACCACCGACCUACAAUCCAGAGUUCAAACAUUCAGGGUUAAGGCAAGAAUCGCCUCAACCCCCGAGUAGUUCAAGACUCAGACAAGAACCACCCCCACCACCGCCACCAUCCUACAGUCAAGAACUCAAAAACGAGCCCCCUCCAUAUCAAAAUGGUUCAGGAUUUAGACAAGAGUUCCCACAACCCAUUUAUGUCUCACAUAGCUACAACACCUACAAGCCAUCGCCUUAUGUCACUGGAUAUGAAUAUGCUAGGUCACCUCCAAGAUACAUGAAUUACAAUAGACCUGAUCCAUACACGGAGGACAUGUACCCUAGACCAAGGCGUUACACAGGUUAUGAUUAUGUCCAAUCAAAUAACUCGCCUCCAAGAUACACAAAUUACGACCAUUACACACAACAGGAUUACCGUAGACCAGAGCAUUACUCCGAGGACUACCACAACGGGAAUCUCUCCUCGAUGUUCAGUGAAGAAAAUCCUAAUGCAUGCACAAUAUCAUAGGAUUGACAACAAGGUCUGUAUAACUGAUUUCAAAUAACUUGUUCAAGUGCCAAAACUCAUCUCGUUGACAAUUACUGAGUGAAUAGUGUGAAAUUGUCAAGAGAAGAGAUUCUUAGCUUCAAAAGGCAGAUGGAAUUUAUUCUUCAGUCCACUUUGCCUUGGCAAUGCAUACUGCCUGGCAUUCAUUUCAUGUACAAGAAAACAAUUAAAGUCACUUUAUUCUUGGAUUAGAUUCCGCAGCUCCAUUUUCUUACAAAUGGCCAUCUUUUGCUAAUAAAGCUAAUAGACAGUGUACAUCUGAGCUUAGAAACAAAAA
Messenger RNA from Ipomoea triloba (trilobed morning glory), 2115 nucleotides. RefSeq names its product extensin-3-like. Bases 126 to 1799 code for a protein of 557 amino acids. Lineage: Eukaryota; Viridiplantae; Streptophyta; Magnoliopsida; Solanales; Convolvulaceae. The transcript is spliced from 3 exons. The record is from RefSeq and is a predicted model, not a curated record. Gene Ontology annotation, molecular function: metal ion binding.